Messenger RNA from Chara braunii, 2316 nucleotides. The record is from the annotation of a GenBank genome assembly. NCBI's taxonomy places the organism in Eukaryota, Viridiplantae, Streptophyta, Charophyceae, Charales, Characeae.
CGAGGGCACACACUGCACGACGGGCGGUGGACCGGACGGAGAGGGAGAUGCUAGGGGGAGAGGAGGAGUUUUAGGGCCCAUUCGGGGAGGUCGCUUCCACGGGCGGCCCUGAGGCGCAGGCGACGACCCCCACUCUGACGAGGCGGGAGUCGUCCAUGCCGCCACCUCCUGCUUCGAGUCCUGCACCACCAUCGCCCGUCUCGCCACUUCAGCCGGCCACGGCAACGGCGGACAGGGAGGAGUUGGGGUCCUCUUUGCCUCGGCGCGGACUUCUCCACAGAGGCGGGGCAGUCCGCCAGCUGAGGUUACGAUCACCUUCCCCGGGGAUAUUGCAGGAGGAGGGGGCACCGUCGGCAGCAGCAGUGGAGAGUUCGGUGGCACCAGCGGCAAUGCCGGACGCGACGAUCGCAGCCGCGGUGGAGGAGAUAGCAGCAGCAGCAGCAACAUCAGUGCUGGAGGAGAUGGCAGCAUCAGUGCUGGAGGAGGAUCCACCAGCGGCAGGAGGAGGUGGAACAGUGGAGGGGCAGGUGGCGGCAGCAGGAGGAGCAGGUGGAGGAGCAGCAGUAGUGGAGGUUGAGGUGGCAGCAGCAGUGGAGGAGGAGGAGGCACCGUCGGCAACUGCAGUGGAGGGGGAGGUGCCAGGACCAGUGGAGGAGGAGAUAGCCGCACAGGCCGAGGUGCAGCGUGGGGGCGAUGACGAGCACCUCAAGCAACAGCUCCUCAUGGAGGAACUCGAUCCGAUCAUAGCGGGUAUGACCCCGGGUAUGGCGAGGGGGUUUGGGAUUUCGGAUUCGGAGAUGGGGACCCACUUAGACUUUGAUUUGUCGAUGGGCCUUCCACCUAGUUGCGGCGGGGCGACAUCGACGGACCGAGCUCCAUCGAGGGACGAGGCGCCAGGACAGACUUUGACGCAGACCGCGAGAGAGAGGACGACGACUGAGUCUCCAGAUGCAGCACACGACAUCAUGGAGCGAGAGAGGGCUCGACUUUUGGCAUCGAGUGACCCGCGCAGGACAGCGGCGAGUCGAGGGGGCUAUAGACGCAUGGCGCGUGGUCCAGGAGACAGCGACGGGUCCAAUCGUUCCGUUCUCGGGCCUGCACUUGGCUCAGGGCCGCAGUCGCAGACGGUUCAGAUGGCAGUGCAUGGUGUGCCACCGCCCGUUAUCACGGAUUUGGGGUCCGAGCCGGUGGUUGUGCCCCCACGUCUUCCUAGCCACUUUGCUCCGCUGGAGGUCCGUCGUCCUUUGGAUGCAGAGGAGUUGGCGAGAGAGGUUGUGCUCGAUGUUACUCGAUUGGACCGGCAGAUCUUCGACCGGAGGCUCGAGCAUCCAACCUGGCAGACGAUCCCUUCGGUUCCAUGGGGUCUUGAGUCGCCCGUGUGGUCUGGGUCUACCUCCACCGGAGGACAUACUGUGGGACAUGUUCCAGGGGUUUCGGGUGGCGUGACGGAGACAACGCCACGCACAGGAGACAUGCCACCCCCUCCUCCCAGAGCACCUGUAGGUGAUCCAUCAUCGUCGCCCACAGGCAGAGGCUCUCGAUCCCCACACACGCCUGGGAGAUGUAGGAUUCGUGACACGACAGCAGUUCAGCAGGACGUGUAUGACACGACGAUAUUCGAGAGGACAAACAUAGAUUUGGAUUCCACCCGCCGUAUCACGGAGCACACUGCACGCCUUCAGCCGGGCUUGGGACCCCGAGGCGCCAGAACGACCGCGGCGAGGGAGGUACCGACAUCAGGUUGUGAGCCUCAGCGAGGUCGCGGCAGAGGAGUGUCCACCGAGACCUUGGAGUACGCUUUCAGAGCAGCGACGCGUGCCGUGCAGGAGCAGACUCCACGCAAGCGUGGAGUGCCUCCUCGUCCAUGCCCCGUGCCUGCAGAGGGAGGCGCUGCACUUGGAGAGAGUUCGGGGGCGGAGGGGUUGGGGAUGCCUCGUGGAUCCCGCCCUGAGCAGACCGUUGCAGAGGCUAGUGCGAGGGUUGUUGUGUUGAGGAAGGGAGGUGGCCCAGUCACCAUCAAGGAGGAUGAUCCUGAUACGGAUGCGGUUGUGCGGGAGGCGGGCGAGGACUAUGAGGGCGAGGAGGGGGGAGAGAAGGAGAGCAGGAGCGGUUCCGAUGGUGACGACGACGACGACUACGAUGAGCCCCCACCUCCCCCAGGACCCCCACCGACGUGUGCAUCUACACGCUCCGCUGCGCGGACUUCUUCAUCCUCACGAGGGAGGAAGAGGUCGACAUCCGACACUCGAGGGGGUACGAGGAGACAGAGCGGGAAGGGGAAGAAGGGUCGUUGACCGAUGAGGCCAACACUCCGCU